Messenger RNA from Cyclopterus lumpus (lumpfish), 6373 nucleotides. Its product is annotated as C-myc promoter-binding protein-like. Gene Ontology annotation, cellular component: cytoplasmic vesicle. Gene Ontology annotation, molecular function: protein binding. Lineage: Eukaryota; Metazoa; Chordata; Actinopteri; Perciformes; Cyclopteridae. Gene Ontology annotation, biological process: regulation of Rab protein signal transduction. The coding region runs from base 307 to 6039 and encodes 1910 amino acids. The record is from RefSeq and is a predicted model, not a curated record. The transcript is spliced from 33 exons.
GUGCGCGCGCGGCAGAUCCCCCAUCACAAACCAAGAUGGCGGCGGAGCGGACAGCCGGCUCUGCACAGAGACGGACCGACUAGACGAAGCUUCUCGCGGCCGGACAGCUAACGGUUCGACCCCCUGAGACAAGAAAACCCAAAGACUACAAAACAACACCCGGUACCGGCCGCCUCAACCUUUUGGGCUUCCUUUUCCCUCCCGUUACCGACACCGGUGUGAUGAAACAGCGCCGGUAGACGACGCCGGAGGGGGGGGGGAGUUGUGCGUGACGUCCACAAGCGGGGCAGCCGGUGGGGAUGGGAGAUGAUGGAGGACAAAGGCCCCCGUGUAGCGGACUACUUUGUGGUGGCCGGUCUGACGGACCCGUCCAAGCCGCUGGACCAGGAGAUCCACUUUGACGACGUCUGCCACAAGACGGCCAAGCCCCGGGCGCCCAUCACCGACGUGGCGGUGGUGAUCCGCUCCGUGGGCGAGGAGGUGCCGCCGGGGUUCACCUGCGUGGAGGAGACGCCGACCGGCCACUCGGCCGACCUCAACAACGGCGGCCUCAUGGUGCCCCAGAUCUUCCUGUGCUACCGGCGGGGUCGAGACAAGCCACCGCUCACCGACCUGGGCGUGCUGUACGAGUGGAAGGAGCGGCUGAUGCAGGGCUGCCAGCUCAUCCAGACCACGCCGGCCGGCCGUCCGGCCAACAUCAGCGGCAACUCCUCCCAGCGGAUCUACGUCACCUACCGCCGGGCGCCCGAGAGCCAGCCGCACUCCGCCCUGGCCCUCACCGACAUCUGCAUCAUCAUCCCGGGCAAAGGGGAGACGCCGCCGCACACCUUCUGCAAGGUGGAGAAGAAUCUCAACAGCAGCAUGUGGGGCUCCACUGUGUACUUGUGUUACAAGAAGUCUGUGGCCAAAACCAACACCAUCGCCUACAAAGCAGGUCUGUUCAGCAGAUACCCAGAGGAGGACUACGAGUCGUUCCCCCUGCCGGAGUCGGUCCCUCUUUUCUGCCUGCCCAUGGGGGCCACCAUCGAGUGCUGGCCGGCCAACACCAAAUACUCCCUCCCUGUGUUCUCCACCUUCGUCCUCACCGGAGCCUCCGGAGAGAAGGUCUACGGUGCAGCCAUUCAGUUCUACGAGCCCUUCCCACCGGAGUGUCUGACCGACCUGCAGCGCUCCCAGCUGGGUCUCCUGAGCCCCGAUCCACCAAAGCCCUCCUCCUCCUCCUCCUCCUCCUCCUCCUCCUCCUCCUCCUCCUCCACCACCACCCCACGCUCGGUCUACACCAACAAGUGCAUCUGUCUGCUCUCCCACUGGCCGUUCUUCGACGCUUUCCGCAAGUUCCUGACGUUCCUCUAUCGCUACUCCAUCUCCGGCCCUCACGCCCUGCCCAUCGAGAAGCACAUCUCUCACUUCAUGCACAAAGUCCCGUUCCCUUCCUCCCAGAGGCCUCGCAUCCUGGUGCAGCUUUCUCCUCAUGACAGCCUGAUGCUGAGCCAGCCGGUGUCGUCUCCUCUGCCCCUCAGCGGCGGCCGGUUCUCCAUGCUGCUGCAGAACCUCGGACCGGAGAACGCCGUCACCUUGCUGGUCUUCGCCGUCACGGAGCACAAGAUCCUGGUCCACUCGCUGCGGCCCGCCGUGCUGACCAGCGUCACCGAGGCGCUGGUGUCGAUGAUCUUCCCCUUCCAUUGGCCCUGCCCCUACAUCCCUCUGUGCCCCCUGGCGCUGGCCGGCGUGUUGAGCGCCCCCUGUCCCUUCAUUGUGGGCGUGGACUCCCGCUACUUUGAUCUUUACGACCCGCCCCCGGACGUGAGCUGCGUGGACCUGGACACCAACACCAUCUUCCACAAUGAAGACAAGCGAGCCGUCACGUGGAAGAUCCUGCCGAAGAAGGCCUGCAAGAACCUGAUGAACGUGCUGAGCGCGCUCUACCAGCAGCUGGUGGACGGCCAGCAGCGGCCCGACGGGCUGCUGGAGCUCAGCAUGAGCUCCUCCUCCGAGCUGAGCUGUGGGAAGACCAUCCUCACGCUGGAGCUGGAGAUCCAGGAGGUCUUCCUGCGCUUCAUGGCGGCCAUCUUGAAGGGCUACCGCUCCUUCCUGCGACCCAUCACCCAGGCGCCCUCGGAGAAGGCCACCGACGCCAGCUCGCUCUUUGACCUGCAAGGGUUCCUGAAGAGCCGCGACCGCUCGCACCAGAAGUUCUACUCUCUGAUGACCAAGACCCAGAUGUUCAUCCGCUUCAUCGAGGAGUGCUCCUUCGUCAGCGACAAAGACGCCAGCCUGGCCUUCUUCGACGACUGCGUGGACAAACUUUACAACUCAGAGCGGAGUGCAGACAAAGGAGGAAAGGUGGACGGCGACCGAGCGGAGGAGAGCCGGCUGAUCGAGACCGACGAGUCUCAGCGCAGCGAGCACACCGUCUUCAUCACCCCCCCCGAGCUGCCCCCCCUCCCCGGGGGGGAGGAGUACCCGCUGUGCUACAGGUACGACGGCUUCCCGGUGUUGAGUCUCGACCUCUUCGACCCCGUGGAGGGCCUGAGGACCCCGUCCUCCCGCCUCGCCGCCAAGCACAGCUGCCCCACAAGCCCCGCCCCCGUGUUCAGGCGCACCAAGCAGGAGAUCAAAUCAGCACAGAAGAUAGCCAAGAAGAACUCGUCCGUGCCCCAGCUGUGGUCCAAGUGCCUCCUGCGUCACUGCUACGGCCUGUGGUUCAUCUGCCUGCCGGCGUACGUGAAGGUGUGCCACUCCAAGGUGCGCGCCCUGCGCACGGCGUACGACGUCCUCAGGAAGAUGCAGGCGAAGAAGCUGCAGCCCCCCGACGAGGUCUGCUACCGGGUGCUGAUGCAGCUGUGUGGGCAGUACGGCCAGCCCGUCCUGGCCGUCAGGGUCCUCUUUGAGAUGAAGAAGGCCGGCGUGCACCCCAACGCCAUCACCUACGGCUACUACAACAAGGCGGUGUUGGAGAGCACGUGGCCCUCCAGCACCAGAGGAGGGUACUUCCUGUGGAUGAAGCUGAGGAACGUGGUUCUGGGCGUGGCCCAGUUCAAGCGGGCGCUCCGCCGCCCCGCCCCCCUCACCCAGAGUCCUCUGUCAGAUGGCAGCGACCUGGACAGCCUGGAAGUCUCUAACCACGCCCCCUUCGCCAGCGCCCGGGUAGAGCCCACUGACGAUAGGUGUAGCACAGGGGACCAAUCAGAUCUGGGCUACAACUCGCUGUCCAAAGAGGAGGUUCGGAGAGGAGAACCCGGAGCUCAGGAGGCCAAAGACGACAAGAAGGAGAGCGACUGCAGCUCCCUGUCGGAGACGGAGAGCACCAAGGGGAGCAAGGACCUCCUCCCUCAGCUGGACCAGGAGGCUCCUCCCUCUUUCCGGCCUCGGGGCAUCGUACGCAGCAGCUGUCCGUACGACGAGGCCUCCUGCAAACCCAAGAGCUCCGUCAGCGCAGGCCAUGUUGCGGGGCUCCUCUUCACCUCCUCCCUGGAUGAGAUCGGGGAGGUCCACACCAACCCUUUGCUCCGGAGGCACAAGAGCGCUCUGGAGGAGGUGGUGGUCCUCGGCCUGGGCAUGAGCCGGGGGGAGACCGACCCGGACAAGAUCGCCGGACACCUCGGCGCGGACGUCAAGAUCCUCUCCGGCACCGACUUCAGGAAGAGGCCUCGCUCGCUGGCUCUGGGCGGGACGGACCACAGGGAGGAGGACGAGGAGGGGCGGGACUCGAGCGACGAGGACAGAAGUAACACGGACGCCAUUUUUGAUUUGGAGGAUCUGGAUUUGGAUAAACCGAGCGGCGGCGGCGGCGGCAGGUCCCACAAGAAGCCCGUGGAGCGCAGCGCGAGCUACGGCGGCGUGAAGCGCACGGGCAUCCAGACGGGCGACGACCCGCUGUCCCUGCUGGCGGCGGAGUGUCAGACGGACGAGGACCGGGACCCGGAGGGCGACGAGGCCGGGACGCCGAGCGCCCGCGGGCACCUGGCCCGGGAGAUCGAGCUCUACAUGAACCACAUGGGCAGCCCGCUGAGCAGCCGCACGCCCAGUCUGGACCUGCAGGACCUCGCCGGCCCGCCCCUCCUCCACCCGCUCUCGGCCCCCCGCCGGGCCAGCCUGCCCCACGGCUCCCCCCUCAGGGCGGCCGGAGUGACGCGCUCCCGCACCUUCCAGCCGCCAUCGCCCUCCCGCCCCGUCCCGCGCCAGCGUCUGCUGUCCUCGCCCUCCUGCCGCAGCUCCGGCGCCACCACGCCCAGCGCCAGCCCCCGACCCAGCCCCCGACCCAGCCCCCGACCCAGCCCCUGCAGGGACCGGGCGGACCGGCUGAGCCUGGCGUCGCCUUCGCCCUCCUCCUCCUCCUUCGCUCUGGACACUCUGCUCACGCCGUCGCUCGACGUGUUCAAGACCAGCGUGUUCUCCGCUGGGAAGGGCGUGGCAGAGAAGGCGAGCCGCUGGUACUCCCGUCUCGCCACAUACACCACGCCCACCAAGGACGGUCACAGCGACCGCCUCAGCGUCGGGGAUCCGGACUGCUCCUCCCUGCUGGACGAGGAGGACUCUCGGGGGUCCGAGGGCUCCGUGAUCUCUCCGCGGAGGAUCGGCCCCGCGGGGCGGCGCAGGAGCCCCCGACGCGGCCGGCUGGAGAGCCCCUCUGCGGGCUCCAGCCUCGGGAGACCCACGUCUCUGCUCCCCGGAUGCGUGCUCUCUCCUCCCGGCUUCCCUCUGCCAGACAAGUCUGACCUCGGCUCCUCACGCUACACCAGCAGCACCAGCAUCUUCAACAACUACGCCAUGGAGCUGCUGAUCUCCAGCUGUUCUCGCUGUAAGACGUGUGACUGCCUGGUGUACGAUGAGGAGAUCAUGGCCGGCUGGACGGCGGACGACUCCAACCUGAACACCACGUGUCCCUUCUGUGGGAACCCGUUCCUCCCGUUCCUGAACGUGGAGAUCCGGGACACGAGAGGACCCGGCAGGCUGUUCCUGAAGGGCAGCCCGUCGGUGGACGAGGCCCUGACCUCGUCGUGCUCCGCCUCCACCGGUCUGGACACCUCCACCUUGUCCACGCCCUGCCCCACCACGGCCCUCUUCCCCCCCUCCCCCCUCUUCCCCCCCUCCCCCCUGAUCGCUGUGCAGGAGUGCUUGGGGAGUGGAAGGACUCCUCCCACCACAUCUCAGGGGAUCAGCAUCCGGCCGGGCUCUCCGACCCCCGGGGCGCCGCUGGCCCGCAGCGUCAGCGCCUUCGGCCCCCUGGACGAGGCGCCGCGUCUCGCCCGCCGCGUGCCGACGUCGGGCAGCCUGCCCAGCCGCCUGCACGAGGCCACGGACCCCCUGAGCAUUGAGUGGCGGCUGCACCACCCCGAGCCGGUGACGGUGCCCUACCUGAGCCCGCUGGUGCUGUGGAAGGAGCUGGAGAGCCUGCUGGAGAACGAGGGCGACCCGGUGAUCACGGAGGCCCACGUGGUGGACCAGCACCCCAUCAUCUACUGGAACCUGGUCUGGUACUUCAGGCGCCUGGACCUGCCCAGCAACCUGCCCGGCCUCAUGCUCACCUCAGAGCACUGCAACCGGGAGUCCCAGGUGCCCCGGCCCUGGAUGUCUGAGGACAGUAAACAUGUGUUGAUCCAGAUCUUGUGGGACAACCUGAAGCUGCACCAGGACUCGGUCCAGCCGCUCUACAUCCUGUGGAACACCUUCAAUGUGGGUUACCCUCUGUCUCGGCCCGUCCCGGAGGAGGAGAAGCCGCUCAGCGAGGAGCUGCUGCAGAGCGUCGUGAAGAGCAUCCAGAGGAACGACAUCAGCCGGCCGAUGGCUCAGCUGCUGCAGCUGCUGGGCCAGACGCUCGGGGUCAAGAGGCAAAGGAGUUUGUACCGAGACAUCCUCUUCCUCUCUCUGGUGGCGCUGGGAAAAGACAACAUUGACAUUGACUCCUUCGAUCGCGAGUACAAGCUGGCGUUCGACCGCCUGGCGCCGAGUCUGGUGAAGCUGACCCACAACUGUGACCGCCCCCCCAGCACCGGGGUCAUGGAGUGCCGCAGGACGUUUGGAGAGCCUUACCUGUAACACACACACACACACACACACACACCUGAACUCUCACCUCCCCUCGCCAUCGCUUUACGACGAGCUCAGGAAACCGGUCGCCAGACUGUGAAUGUUUUUGAGAAAAUCCCCAAAAAGGGCGUUUUUCAGCCUGAAGACGGAAACACGAGCCCCACGCUUCAUGAACACUGUACAGACCACGCAAGAGGACCUCUUUUCUUUUUUAAACGCUACAUUUAUAAAGCAUACCAAGUCUGAUAUCAGCAAUAUUUUAACUCUAUUUAUACAAAAUAAGCUUUAUUUAUUGUCCCGUCUGUGUUGUCUGUUGUAAACGAGCUUUUGUGUGUUUAAUGAG